AUGGCGCCCUGGGUCCCACGACUGCAUCUCUUCGAGAUCGAUGACCAGCCAUGGUUUCCUCCCUGGUUCCGCGGCAAGGUCCAAGCCGCUCUCACUCAGACCUGGAACUCCAAGAUCCCCUACAUCCAGCCAGUCUCGCCGGCCCGUAUAGUCUCGCGCCUCCUGGAGGCCCACCUCGGCGACAGCCUCUCGGACCAUGUCUUCAUCGACUUCUGCGCCGGCGGCGGCGGGCCCACGCCGAGCAUCGAGAGGCACAUCAACCGGGACAUCAAGCAGCAGCAAGGCGCAUCAUCAGCGAGGCCAAAGGAGCCGGCCCAGUUCGUCCUGACCGACCUGCACCCCCACAUCGCCAACUGGACCGAGGCCGCCUCCCGCUCCCCAAACGUCCACUUCUCCCCGGACCCGGUAGACGCGUCCGACGCCCCGGCAGAUUUGCUAACCAACCACCUCAACACCACCAACCUUCCCGUCGAGAACAAGAAGCACUUCCGCCUCUUCAACCUCGCCUUCCACCACUUCGACGACGCCCUCGCCCGGCGGAUCCUGGCCAACACGCUGCGCGCGUCCGACGGCUUCGCCAUCUUCGAGCUGCAGGACCGCUCCCUGCGCGCCUUCCUCGCCUGCUGUAUGCUCGGCGUCGGCGUGCUGCUGUCGGCGCCCCUGUUCGCCUGGCGCUGGCGCAGCCCCGCCACGCUGUUCUGGUGCUGGGCCGUCCCCGUGCUGCCCUUCGUGCUGGUGUUUGACGGCUGGGUCUCGUCGCUGCGCACCCGCACCCCGGACGAGGUCGAGGCCCUGAUGCGCACGUGCGGCCUCGACGAGAAGGAGCUGGCCGCGUGGGAGCUGCGCAGCGGGAGGGAGUGCCACCUGCCGCCCGUGGCGGACCUGAACUGGAUCAUAUGUACCAAGAAGACCCGUGGAUGA
Molecule: messenger RNA, 921 nt
Organism: Diaporthe citri
Lineage: Eukaryota; Fungi; Ascomycota; Sordariomycetes; Diaporthales; Diaporthaceae
Exons: 2
Coding region: 1-921 (306 amino acids)
Source: RefSeq, a predicted model, not a curated record